AUGAAGUUCGCACAGGACACUAUAAGAAACUAUACCAUCCAGAACAAUUAAUAACGGGAAAAGAAGAUGCUGCAAAUAAUUAUGCUCGAGGUCACUAUAGCAUAGGCAAAGAAAUGUUGAACAUAGUUAUGGAGAGACUGAACAAAUUGGCAGAAAACUGUCAUGGUCUUCAGGGAUUCUUCCUUUUUCAUUCGUUCGGAGGCGGAACUGGUUCGGGAUUCUCUUCUCUUUUGAUGGAAAAGCUUUCUCAAGAGUUUGGAAAAAAAAGCAAACUAGAAUUUGUCGUUUACCCAGCACCUCAGGUGUGUACUGCAGUUGUUGAACCAUACAAUUCGAUAUUGACGACACAUGCAACACUGAGCCAUACUGAUUGUGCUUUUAUGGUGGAUAACGAAGCAAUCUAUGAUAUUUGCAGACGAAAACUUGGAAUUGAAAGGCCUGAUUACAUAAACCUCAACAGACUCAUCAGUCAAGUUGUUUCUUCAAUCACAGCUUCUUUGAGAUUUGAUGGAGCUCUGAAUGUUGAUUUGACAGAAUUCCAAACAAAUUUAGUGCCUUAUCCCCGAAUACAUUUUCCAGUUGCCUCUUAUGCACCAGUAGUUUCUUCUGAAAAAGCUUACCAUGAAGGGAUGUCUGUGGCUGAAAUUACUGCAGAAUUAUUUGAACCUACGAAUCAGAUGGUUAAAUGUGAUCCAAGAGAAGGUAAAUAUAUGGCCUGCUGUCUCCUUUAUCGAGGUGACGUAGUACCUAAAGACGUUAAUGCAUCUAUAGCCCAAAUGAAAUCUAAAAGCAGCGUUAGAUUUGUUGAUUGGUGUCCGACAGGUUUCAAAGUUGGGAUCAACUAUCAACCACCAACAGUUGUAAAGGGAGGCGACUUAGCAGGAGUACAGAGGGCUGUUUGUAUGCUCUCUAACACCACUGCAAUAGAAUCUGCAUGGAGAAAACUAAAUAAGAAAUUUGAUCUCAUGUUUGCCAAACGAGCUUUCGUCCACUGGUAUGUUGGCGAAGGGAUGGAAGAAGGCGAAUUCGGAGAAGCAAGAGAAAACUUGGCAAUGCUGGAAAAAGAUUACGAGGAAGUUGCAUCAGAAACAAUGGAUUAUAUUGGCGAAGAGAUUAUGUGAUUUUUUUUCGAAUUUCAAAACGAUUGGACAGUCUCAUAACAACUGAAAUUAGAAAAUUAUUUCAACAAUGAUACAAGUGAUGAAACGGUACCUAAUAAAAAUUAUGGAUAUGGCACA
Messenger RNA from Leptinotarsa decemlineata (Colorado potato beetle), 1238 nucleotides. RefSeq names its product tubulin alpha-1B chain. Gene Ontology annotation, cellular component: microtubule. NCBI's taxonomy places the organism in Eukaryota, Metazoa, Arthropoda, Insecta, Coleoptera, Chrysomelidae. The record is from RefSeq and is a predicted model, not a curated record. Gene Ontology annotation, molecular function: GTP binding; structural constituent of cytoskeleton. Gene Ontology annotation, biological process: microtubule-based process.